This is a messenger RNA of Lacerta agilis (Sand lizard), 2643 nucleotides long. It is a transcript of the gene MLLT3, whose product is annotated as MLLT3 super elongation complex subunit. Bases 281 to 2008 code for a protein of 575 amino acids. NCBI's taxonomy places the organism in Eukaryota, Metazoa, Chordata, Lepidosauria, Squamata, Lacertidae. Gene Ontology annotation, biological process: regulation of DNA-templated transcription. The transcript is spliced from 12 exons. Gene Ontology annotation, cellular component: super elongation complex. The record is from RefSeq and is a predicted model, not a curated record.
CGCGUGUGUGUCCGGGCUGGGAACGGGCGGCAGGGCGCAUGCUCUGGGUGGCUCUCCGGAGUCCGGGCUGCUGGGGGCUCCGUCUAAGAAGGCAGCGAGCAGGAGAGGCAGACAAGGAAGGAGGAGGCGGAGGAGGAGGAGGAGGAGAAAAUCAGAAAUAAAGAGCCCGCGUCCGUCCGCCAUGGGCUCCUCUCUGCUGCGCGCAUUCUCCGCUUCUUCAUGAAGUAGAGCCGCAGGGGUGGGGGCGGGCAGAGCAGAGGACCCCCCCGGGCCCCCAGGCAUGGCCAGUUCGUGUGCUGUUCAGGUGAAACUGGAGCUUGGGCACCGAGCCCAGGUGAGGAAGAAACCCACCGUGGAGGGUUUUACCCAUGAUUGGAUGGUGUUCGUCAGAGGACCGGAGCAUAGCAACAUUCAGCACUUUGUGGAGAAAGUCGUCUUUCACUUGCAUGACAGCUUCCCGAGGCCAAAAAGAGUGUGCAAAGAUCCACCGUACAAAGUUGAGGAAUCUGGGUAUGCUGGUUUCAUUUUGCCAAUAGAGGUUUACUUCAAGAACAAGGAAGAACCGAAGAAAGUCCGCUUUGACUAUGACCUAUUCCUUCAUUUGGAAGGCCACCCACCUGUAAAUCAUCUUCGCUGCGAAAAGCUCACAUUCAACAACCCAACGGAAGAGUUCAGAAGAAAGUUGCUGAAAGCAGGAGGGAUCAUGGUAAUGUCAGAUGGAACCUCAUCUGCUUCAGGGCAGAGUCUUCACCUCCUGAACCUUCCCAGCAAUUCCCUGUCAUUUUCUGAAGUGAAGAAGAAAUCAUCUCAUGGGCCGAAGGACCCAAGUAAGAACAUAAGCACUUGCAGCAGCAGCAGUAACAGUUUUUCAAAGCCCCAUAAAUUAACUAAGGAGCACAAGGAGAAACCUUCUAAAGACUCGAAAGAACAUAAAAGUGCCUUCAAAGAACCUUCCAGGGAACAUAACAGAUCUUCCAAAGAAUCCUCCAAGAAACCCAAAGAAAACAAACCACUAAAGGAUGAAAAAAUAGUUCCUAAAAUGGCCUUCAAGGAACCCAAACCCAUGUCAAAGGAGCCAAAAUCCGAAAACAACAUCCUUACCAUAGCAGGUGGACAGCAGCAAGAGAAGAAAGCCCCCACGAAAAGGCCUCCGGGGAUGGAUUCUGAGGAUCUCGCAGCCAAAAAGAAGAGGAAAAGUGGCUCAGAGGCUUUAUUUAAGAGUUUUUCUAGUGCUCCCCCACUGAUACUUACUUGUUCCACGGCGGACAGAAAACAGACAAAGGAUAAAUCUCAGUUUAAGAUUGGGAAAGUCAAAAUGGAAAGCGAGACACUGGAAAAGAAGAAGACCACAUUACCCCCCUUUGAUGAUAUCGUGGAUCCUAACGAUUCCGAUAUGGAGGAGAACAUGUCCUCAAAAUCUGAAUCUGAGCAACCCAGUCCUGCCAGUUCAAGCUCCAGCUCCAGCUCGAGUUUCACGCCGUCUCAGAACAGCCGACAACAAGGUCCUUUGAGGUCUAUAAUGAAAGAUCUGCAUUCUGAUGAUAAUGAAGAUGAAUCUGACGAAGCAGACGAGAAUGACAAUGACUCUGAGAUGGAGAGACCUGUAAAUACUCACGGAGGAAGCAGGGGCCGCAGGGUUAGUCUGAGCGAUGGAAGCGACAGCGACAGCAGUUCAGCAUCUUCACCCCUCCGCCACGAACCCCCACCUUUAUUAAAAACCAACAAUAACCAGAUUCUAGAAGUGAAGAGUCCUAUAAAGCAGAGUAAAUCUGAUAAACAGAUUAAGAAUGGUGAUUGCGAUAAGGCAUAUCUUGAUGAACUAGUUGAGCUUCACAGAAGGUUAAUGACACUAAGGGAAAGACAUGUACUGCAACAGAUUGUAAACCUCAUAGAAGAAACGGGACAUUUUCAUAUCACAAACACAACCUUUGACUUUGACCUUUGCUCACUGGACAAAACCACAGUUAGGAAGUUACAGAGUUACCUGGAAACGGCUGGAGCAUCCUGAGCACACAGCAGCUGGCUGCAUCGAAAACUGUGCUCUCUCUUUUUUAAAAAAAGAAAUAAAACGUUCAGAGUGAUGCAACCAAAAUGGCAGCAAACAAACGAAACCAACCAACUCUCUUCAGCUUUAUUUUUUUGUUUAAAGCCAGUCGUCAUCUCUUGAUAAAGGAGAAGAAAUGUGACAAGCCUCAGAGGAUUUGCUCUUCUCACCAAGGAAAUGCUCUGGAAGAGUUAGCCUGGAUAGCCUUGAAAAAAAAAAAACACUUAAUGAAUGUGUAUGGUAUCAUGUAUCUCUCUAUGUGGUGCUCCAGGCCACAAGACGAAUGCAUGUUCAACACACUGCCUUAUUACAUAACUGAUCUAUUUAUUAUUGCAUACGCAUAUUCUGAAGUCCUUGAGGGAAGGGCUCUACCAGAUGUUACAAGUCCUUGUGUCCUGUGUAUUCUCUCCUUUCAUCCAGCGCCACCGCUGUCAAAAGCCUUCUGACCUUGCGCUUGUUUGGACGCCACUUUUUCCUGACCUUUGGGUAUUCCCUUGACCAGUUUAAAAACCCCGUCGUCUUGUUUCCGUUUCUGCAGUCCCCCAAAACAAGAUGCCAAGUUGGGGAGCGGGGAUGGCAAAAAAAAGGUCUCUCCUUUU